CUCAGUACUACUGAGACUAUCAUAUUCUCACGUUUCCUUUCAGUGUGCAUCACCUGCAUCUAUCAUCGCAGGACGAUUUCUGUUAUUACCACCUAAUCGAUCUCUCCAAUCGCUUCCCCGUCAUUGACUGUUAUUAUGACCGCCACAUCCAGCCUUUCCAUCACUCUUGCUCAAGCUAUCGCUUAUCUCACUCGACCUCUUACCGUUACGCACCCUACUACGACCACCAACAAGCUUCAGUCUGCGCUUGAGGCGAACUUGACUGCACUGUUCGCCCCGACAUGGACUCCCAAUGAACCACUUCGUGGUUCCAGCCAGCGUUGCCUCACCCUCUCCCCUAAUUGCCUCCCUCCACGUGCCAUAUAUACCGCAUGCCUUGCAUCCAAUGUUCAGUGGUUCGACUGGAUUGCAUCCUUGGGCGGACGUGAGUUCGACUUUCGUGUCGAUCCAGGAUGCAUCUCUGUACAGUUCGAGAAGGGUACCAAACUCAUUACGAUCUGGUCGGAGGUACCGAUCGCUAAGGCUGUGUCCGUCGCGCGUCAUACGCCUUUUAGCCAGCUGCCACUCAACAACUCAAGGUCUAAGACAUUUGCCCAGCAGCUCUGGGAAUAUGAUCGCACAGAGGAUGAAGAACUUUUCGCCUUGCUUGCUGACGAAAUCAGUGCACCCACUUGGAUGAUCCCUGUCGUUGACCGUUUCCCUACUCAUGCACGUUCUAAAUCGUCCCUCUCUACUAUAUCUACCGAUCUGUGCUCCAGCCAUUGCUCGUCUGACUCCUGUUUCUCUAUCACGGCUGCCUCUACUUCGUCGCCUAAGAAGAGUAACAAGCAGCUAUCCCAACUUACCCACCACGAGAAGACAAGGCAGCUUCGUGUCUUUGUAGACACCUCCAAGACUGAAAUUACCCCCUACGAUGGUGGCAAGACCACUGUCCUCACCGGCGGUGUGAUGCUGGGAGCUGCACCUCCCAAGGGCAAGAGCGGCCCGUCUACUUCUGCUCGGCGCCACGCAUAAACAGCUAUGCUUCCCUUUAUCACUCGGCCCACGAACUUCCCUACGGGAUCGCACUACACAUUUUCCUAUACGCCCAUUUACGCCCCGCGCACUCCACGAAAGACAAUCCCACUACCCACUACCAUACGAUGCCAUUUAACGUCUACUAUACCAUCUGUACUGCAUCCAUUACUUUGUUUUCGUAACCUUGAUUUAACACAGGGUGUAGCCUUUUAAUUUUCAGAUCAUUUUUUGGACUUGGACAUGGCUGAAUUUAUCAUGGCACUUUCAUUCACUAUCGAUUUACUGUGUUAGCUCGUCGUCUUCGAGAAGCCUGACCAUAUGCAUGAACAUGUGUCAUGCAUACGGGAUAACCCGUAGUAUGCAAGUGGGUUUUC
Molecule: messenger RNA, 1391 nt
Organism: Suillus discolor
Lineage: Eukaryota; Fungi; Basidiomycota; Agaricomycetes; Boletales; Suillaceae
Exons: 1
Coding region: 136-1014 (292 amino acids)
Source: RefSeq, a predicted model, not a curated record